UUGAUGAUGCCGAGGAUUUUCAAUAAAUUUUAGAAUUUAGUCGUUUUCUAACAAACUUCACUAGUUUACGUGUGAAUACGAUAAACAACUGUCUCGUGACCUAAUACAACUUUGAACUUUUUAUAUAACUGUAUUAUAAAAUGGCUGAUAGCGAUGAUGAAUACGAUCGCAAACGACGCGACAAGUUUCGCGGCGAAAGAGGUGCUGCAGAAGGCAGUAGCUACAGAAGCAGCGAUCGAAGAGAAGAAAGGAGUCGUGGCAGAGAAGAAUGGUCAGAAAGGUCACGUGGAGGCCGCUCUGCUCCCGACUACAGGGAUUAUCGUGGAGGGGCCAGUGCAAGCCGAGGUUACUCUCCUGUGAGAGGGGAAGGACCCCCGAGUAAGAGAGUCCGUAUGCCAGACUGGCCUGGCGAUGACAGAAGAUACGGAGGUCUCCUUCAUGACUCCUAUGGAUCAUAUGGGUGGGCUCAUGAUCAUUUUGGACCACAUCCUGCACACCAGGGAUAUGGCCAACCUAUGCCCCCCGUGCCAGCAAGGGAUGCUGUUCUACCAAUGGGACCUACAGAUGGGCCGCCAAGUAUGAUGACUUUUAAGGCCUUUUUAGCAGCCCAAGAUGACUCCAUCACAGUUGAUGAUGCAAUAACAAAAUACAAUGAAUACAAGCUAGAGUUCAGAAGACAACAGCUUAAUGAAUUUUUUGUUGCCCAUAAAGAUGAGGAAUGGUUCAAGAUCAAGUAUCAUCCAGAAGAAUCUGUUAAACGUAAAGAGGAGCAGCUUGCUGCAUUGAAGAAUCGUCUGAAUGUCUUCUUGGAGCUGCUAGAUGACGGUGAGCUGGAUAAAGUGACAGUAGAUGUUGACAAGUCAGAGAAGUUAAUUCGUCUCUUAGACACGGUCGUAAUCAAACUAGAGGGUGGUACAGAAGAGGAUUUGAAAAUACUCGAUGAACCAAUUCAGGUUGACAUCACCAGCAAUGACAAACAAGACAAAGCUGAACCAGAAAAGGCAGUCGUCAUUGAUGUAGACGCUGUUAAAGUUAAAGAAGAAAAAGAAGAUGCUGAGAAAAAAGAUAAGGACAAGGACGCUCCGAAAGUGCCGCUGACGAUGGAGAUCGACCCGCACCUGCGUCAGCUGCAGGAGCAGGCCAAGCUGUUCUCGCGAUUCAACUCCGCGCCCGGCACCGAGCCCGAGACAGAAGCGCCCGAGAAAGAACCGCCGCCGCCAGGUUCCUCAUCCAGCUCCUCAUCAUCAAGCUCGUCAUCAUCCAGCUCAGAGGACGAGGGGGAGUCCAACACGCGCCGCCGGUCCAAAUCCAAGUCCAAGUCGAAAACGCCCGACAAGUCCCCCCAACAGAAGGACCGGUCCAAGUCCCCAAGCGUGGAAAAGGUGACGGAAAAAGUUAAGGAAACUGAUGACGUCGACGGCAAAGUAGAAAAUGGCACUGACAACCCCGAGAAGAAGGAGCAGCGUGCGCUACACAAGACUACUUCUAUAUUCCUGAGGAACUUGGCGCCGACCAUCACAAAGGCUGAAGUAGAAGCGAUGUGCAAGCGGUACGGCGGUUUCUUGCGCGUGGCGCUGGCGGACCCGCUGCCCGAGCGGCGCUGGUUCCGCCGCGGCUGGGUCACCUUCCGCCGAGAGGUCAACAUCAAGGAUAUUUGCUGGAACCUUAACAAUAUACGGUUGCGCGAGUGCGAACUUGGCGCGAUAGUGAACCGCGACCUACAGCGGCGCGUUCGCGCUGUGUCGGGCGUGACGCUCGAGCGCGCGGUGCUGCGGGCGGACGCGCGGCUGGCGGCGCGACUAGCGCACCUUCUCGACACCCGCACUAAACUGUGGAAUGACGAGGACUCCGCGCCGGCUGAUACUGAUAACACCAAUGUGCAGAACUUCACUCUGAAUUCCAAGAAUCCGGUACUCCACAAAAUUACGGAUCAUCUGAUCGAGGAAGCUUCCACGGAAGAGGAGGAGUUACUAGGUCUAGAGGCCUCGUCGGAAUCCGCAGCUCAGGAGCAACCGGACCCAGAUCUUAUACGAGUUCUAGACCGCCUAGUGUUGUAUCUACGUAUUGUUCACUCUGUGGACUAUUACAACCACUGCGAGUACCCCUAUGAGGACGAAAUGCCCAAUCGUUGUGGUAUCAUGCACGCCCGGUCUGGCCCUCCAGCUAAUAAGCCUACGCAACAAGAGAUCCAGGAUUACAUCAAAACAUUUGAAGGCAAAAUGUCAGCUUUUCUGCAAGACGUUAAACCACUGUCUGAUGAAGAACUACAGAAGCUUGGCAUCAAGGAUCCUGAUGCGGAAGUAGAAAAAUUCAUACAAGCAAAUACACAAGAGUUAUCGAAAGAUAAAUGGUUGUGUCCACUCAGCGGGAAGAAAUUUAAGGGCCCUGACUACAUCAGAAAACACAUAUUCAACAAACACGCUGAGAAGGUGGAUGAGGUGCGUCGUGAGGUGGCGUACUUCAACGCGUACGUGCGUGACGUGCGGCGGCCGCAGCAGCCCGAGCCGCCCGCACGGCCCGCCCCCGCCGCGCCCCCGCACCACCCGCACCCGCCACCGUAUGCUGGUGGCGGAGGCGGCGGCGCUGCGGCGGCGGCGCGCGCGUGGGGGGCGUGGGGCGGCUGGGCCCCGCCCGCGCCGUACGCGCCGCGACACCCGCGCUUCACCAGGCCCAGGGGCGGCGCGGACUUCCGUCCCAUCGUUAACUACCGCGACCUCGACGCGCCGAGAGAGCCCGAUGAGUUCGCCUAAUGCUUCAAUUACCAUCAUGUAUUAGCUGGUUGCUGGUGUGAAAGGUGCUCUUAGACACAUUAAUACGAUAGUAAUUAGUAUGCAUCCGUUGAGUACGCGGAGGAUCUUAUCACCUGGGUCUACCUUUAAAAAGUAAUCAGUACCUGCCUUUUUACAAGUAGUAAGACUAGUAUGUAAUAUUUAAUAAACUUGGCAGUUGUAUUCGAAUAUUUAGAAUAGUGUGUAUGUAUUACCUAAUGAAAUGAUAUUUU
This is a messenger RNA of Aricia agestis (brown argus), 3001 nucleotides long. It is a transcript of the gene Ars2, whose product is annotated as serrate RNA effector molecule homolog. The record is from RefSeq and is a predicted model, not a curated record. The coding region runs from base 141 to 2750 and encodes 869 amino acids. NCBI's taxonomy places the organism in Eukaryota, Metazoa, Arthropoda, Insecta, Lepidoptera, Lycaenidae. Gene Ontology annotation, molecular function: nucleic acid binding. Gene Ontology annotation, biological process: primary miRNA processing; mRNA processing. Gene Ontology annotation, cellular component: nuclear body. The transcript is spliced from 16 exons.